ACUGCGUUCUGCGAUUCGCGAACUGCAUUCGACAGCCCUAGGGACAGAAGAAUUAUGGAUAUUCAGGAUUGUGUGGCUAACAAAGAUGUCGAAGUGGCGAUUUUACAGAAAAAGAUUCAGUCAGCAAAAAGCCCUGAAGAGGAGUCAAGGCUGAAGCAGGAAUUGCAAGACGUCAUGACUACAAAAGAAGUAAUACGGGACUCAGUACGACACAUCGUUGAGAAAUCAGCUGACUCUCCAGAGCAGGCCGAAAGGGUGCUAAAUUCAAAAAGUGGCGAUUGUAUGAGCAGGAUGUACCGAGACGUUGUCGAGUAUUAUAAAGCCAAGUGCUUUAAUUGGCAUGAGCCAAAGUACCAGUCUGCCAUACAUCACAUGUACCUGUUUGCUAACCUGUGUGAGGAGAAGAUCCCAGUGGAACGGAUCAAGUCUGCAAUUGAUGAAGUUAGUGUAGGUCUGAAGAAAGAUCCUGUCUCCAGCGAAGGACAUUAGUCAUCCUCACAAGUUUGAGUUUCCUUAAAUCUAGGGUCAUAUGAUUUGUUAUGACUGUUUAUCUGUAUUAUCUAGUUUUGCUGCUUUGACUUUGAUUCAGACUCACAUAUCUUUCCUCCAUACAUUGGUAUUUCUUAACAGAGAUAGAGAGCACAUUAAUCCCUGUUACCUUAGCAGUAUCCUUUGUUUCAACAUUGAUUUUUCUUUUUUCAUUGGGUGUUUGUUUGUUUAUUGUUUUGUUUGCGUGUUAGGUAUUGCCUUGUAUUUUCAAACUAACUUUUAUAUAACGUUUCAACAUUGCAUCAGUGUAA
Chanos chanos (milkfish) is the source of this 800-nucleotide messenger RNA. RefSeq names its product legumain. The coding region runs from base 55 to 489 and encodes 144 amino acids. Gene Ontology annotation, molecular function: cysteine-type endopeptidase activity. Gene Ontology annotation, biological process: vacuolar protein processing. The record is from RefSeq and is a predicted model, not a curated record. NCBI's taxonomy places the organism in Eukaryota, Metazoa, Chordata, Actinopteri, Gonorynchiformes, Chanidae. The transcript is spliced from 5 exons.